Messenger RNA from Camellia sinensis, 3911 nucleotides. Its product is annotated as histone-lysine N-methyltransferase ATX4. Gene Ontology annotation, biological process: regulation of transcription by RNA polymerase II. Gene Ontology annotation, molecular function: protein binding. NCBI's taxonomy places the organism in Eukaryota, Viridiplantae, Streptophyta, Magnoliopsida, Ericales, Theaceae. The record is from RefSeq and is a predicted model, not a curated record.
UCCUUACCAAAAAUGAAAAAAAAAAUUGCUAGAAGUUAUGCUUUUUAUUAUAUAGAGUAUUUGUGAGUGUUGCGUGUUUAUUUAUAGAUUAAAAAAAGAAAGAAAGAAAAAUCUUUAUCGACUAAUGAGCAGUUAGAGAGCUUCGUCGCACAGAGAUCCCUAUUCAGACACCGUCUCUGCGACCCCAUUUUUCGAUCGCGAACGAAUUCCCGCGCAAUUUUGUCUCAAUUUUCUUUCCUCUUUUUCUUGUUUUGCUCAAUUCGAUCCUCACUCCAAUCUUUUUCUGUUUGUUCGUCUGGAAAAUUUUAUUUUAUUUUCCCUCUCUCUCUCUCGAGUGGGUGCCGAGUUUAUUUCUUUCUUUCUUGGAAAUUAGGGCUUGAAUUCGUGGAAAUUAGGGGUUUUCUGAGUUGUUUUUUUGCCGGAAUUCGGAUUUGGAUUAAGAGGUGGUUGUGAUUGGAGAGGAUGAUAAUCAAGCGCAACUUGAAAUCGGUAAUGCCGACUCUGAAGCGAUGCAGAGUUGGUGAUUCCGGUGGUGAAGAAAGCGAGAGUUCCCCGAAGAGAAAGAAACGGAAAAUUAACGGCUAUUUUCCUCUCAAUCUGCUCGGUGAGCUCGCCGCCGGUGUAAUUCCCUUCGGUAUCUACGGGCUGUUGAGGAAUUCCGGUGAGAAACGUUUUGGCGCAGAUGAGGUGGAUUCGAAAUCGAAGAAGACUAAGGAGAGCUUGAAGGAGCGCAACAUUCCAGAACAAGAGGCUUCACGGCCGCCUCUCGUGAGGACGUCUCGGGGACGAGUUCAGGUACUUCCUUCUAGAUUCAAUGAUUCAAUUCUUGAUAAUUGGAAGAAGGAGAAGAGUAAAUCUAGUGUUAGAGAAUCGAGUUUGGACCCUGAAUUCAAUCCCUACGUUGAGAAAUACAGCUUCAAAACCCCCAAACUUCGUUCACAAAAUAAAGUUAGCUAUCAAUGUUGUAAAUUGCCGCCAUUGUUAGGGGAAGGUGAAGAAGUGAAUUGUUUUGACAUGAAGAAGUAUUCGAGUUCCCAUAGUACAAUAACGUCGCUCCAUGAGCAAUUGAAUGACACAGAAAGGUCCCCGAUUGAGAAAUUGGAGGAACCUGUAGAUUUGGCUGGUAAUGAUGGAUUGUUGAAGGAGGGUGAGUUUGUUUCAGGUGAUAUAGUUUGGGCCAUGUCAGGAAAGAACUAUCCUGCGUGGCCGGCUAUUGUUCUUAAUCCUCUAACACAAGCUCCCCAACAAGUUCUGAGUUUUCGGGUUACAGGUGCAUUUUGUGUGAUGUUCUUUGGCUACUCUGGAAAUGGAACGCAAAGGGAUUAUGCUUGGGUUAAACGUGGAAUGAUAUUUCCAUUCGUGGAGUAUGUAGACAGGUUUCAGGGGCAGACAGACUUGAAUGAUAGCAAGCCCAGCGAUCUUCGGUCUGCAAUAGAAGAGGCAUUUUUGGCGGAGCAUGGCUUCACUGAGAUGUUAAUGGUGGAAAUUAAUGCGGCAGCUGGAAAUCUAGGUUAUUUAGAAUCUAUUCGUGGAGGGGUCCAGGAAGUUACUGGUUCAAAUCAGGAUCAGGAAUGCAACAUCCAUAACCAGGCAAGUGAUGUGCUUAAAAAGAAAGAGACAUGGUCCUGUGAAAGCUGUGGAUUGAAUAUUUUACUUAAAUCUUCCAAUAAAAUGAAGUUUUCAACCCCGGGAAGCUGCCUAUGUAAUUCCUGUGCUAGGCUAAAAAAAUUAAAACAUUCUUGUGGCAUAUGCAAGAAGAUUAGGAAUCAUUUGGACAGUGGCAUUUGGGUACGCUGUGAUAGUUGUAAAGUUUGGGUGCAUGCAGCGUGUGAUAAAAUUUCUAGCAAUCUUUCCAAGGAUCUGGGGGCCACUGAUUAUUACUGCCCUGAAUGCAGAGCAAAGUUCAAUUUUGAAUUAUCAGAUUCAGAAAUCUGUCAGCCUAAAGUCAAAAACAAUAAUAUGCUGCCUGACAAGGUUACAGUGGUUUGCUCGGGCAUGGAAGGUGUAUAUUCUCCAAGCCUUCAUUUAGUUGUCUGCAAAUGUGGGUCCUGUGGAACAGAAAAACAGGCACUUAGUGAAUGGGAGCGGCAUACAGGUUCGAAAGCAAAAAAUUGGAAGACUAGUGUCAGGGUGAAAGGUUCCAUGUUAACACUAGAACAAUGGAUGCUGCAGAUAGCAGAGUAUCAUGCACGUACUGUUGUUUCUGCUAAUUCUCUUAAACGCCCUUCAAUAAAAGCACGAAAGCAGAAGUUGCUUACUUUUUUGCAAGCGAAAUAUGAGCCCAUUUAUGCCAAAUGGACAACAGAACGGUGUGCAGUAUGUAGAUGGGUUGAAGAUUGGGACUACAACAAAAUAAUUAUAUGCAUCAGAUGCCAAAUUGCUGUCCAUCAAGAAUGCUAUGGAGCAAGAAAUGUUAAAGAUUUCACUUCUUGGGUUUGCCGAGCAUGUGAGACACCUGAUAUCAAGCGGGAGUGUUGCCUCUGUCCUGUAAAAGGAGGUGCUUUGAAACCUACUGAUGUUGAGUCAUUGUGGGUUCAUGUUACUUGUGCUUGGUUUCAACCUGAAGUUUCUUUCUCAAGUGACGAAAAGAUGGAGCCUGCUGUGGGAAUCUUGAGAAUUCCAUCAAAUGCUUUUAUAAAGAUCUGUGUAGUCUGUAAGCAAAUUCAUGGUUCCUGCACACGGUGUUGCAAGUGUUCCACUUAUUACCAUGCUGUGUGUGCAUCAAGGGCUGGGUAUCGUAUGGAGUUGCAUUGCUUGGAAAAAAAUGGGAAACAAAUUACAAAAAUGGUUUCGUAUUGUGCUUAUCACAGGGUUCCAAAUCCAGAUACCGUUCUAAUCAUACAGACUCCUCUGGGGGUUUUUUCUACCAAAAACCUUCUCCAAGACAAAAAAGGCAGUGGUUCAAGGCUAAUUUCAUCUAACAGAUUGAAACUUAAAGAAGCGCCAACAAUAGAGAUCAAUGAGAUUGAGCCAUUUUCUGCUGCAAGAUGUCGGACCUUCAAACGAUUGAAUAGUAAGAGGACAGGAGAACAGGCCGUUGCUCAUCAUGUGAUGAGACCUUGCCAUCACUCUUUAAGUGCAAUGCAAAUACUGAACACUUUCAGAAAAAUAGAUGAGCCUAGAUCCUUUUCUACUUUCAGGGAACGGCUGCACCACUUACAGGCAAUUUUCAACAUCAUUAAAACAGAGAAUGAUCGGGUUUGCUUUGGGAAAUCUGGAAUUCAUGGAUGGGGCCUCUUUGCACGUCGGAACAUCCAAGAAGGAGAUAUGGUUCUUGAAUAUCGGGGUGAACAGGUUAGGCGUAGUAUUGCUGAUUUGAGGGAAGCUCGCUACCGAGUGGAAGGCAAAGAUUGCUAUCUGUUUAAGAUCAGUGAAGAAGUUGUUGUGGAUGCCACAGAUAAGGGAAACAUUGCACGUUUAAUCAACCAUUCGUGUAUGCCCAACUGCUAUGCAAGGAUCAUGAGUGUGGGUCAUGAUGAGAGUAGGAUCGUGCUUAUUGCCAAGACUAACGUGCCUGCUGGUGAUGAGUUAACGUACGAUUACUUAUUUGAUACUGACGAGUGUGACGAAUUCAAAGUCCCUUGCUUGUGUAAAGCUCCAAACUGCAGGAAGUUCAUGAAUUAGGUUACAACAACAGAGUAUAGACAUUGUUUCUCCGGAAGAAGCACUAACCCAACCACCCUCUACUGGGACCUCACAGAUCAGUUACUAAAUUUGUAAUUUUUUUUUUCUGUUUAAAGUAAUAAUUUAUGUAUUUUAAUUUUUUGUUCCAAUUUUUUGUUUUGAUAAAUUUUCAAGCUUAAUAAGAGCUAUUGAUUUCCCCAGCUGUUUGGCUUGAGUCAUUCUUGUGUAAAUUGUUUGGUGGAUAUACAUAUUUUUUUUCUCUUAAUGUUGAUCCAGAUUUCACCUCU